Molecule: messenger RNA, 1263 nt
Organism: Camellia sinensis
Lineage: Eukaryota; Viridiplantae; Streptophyta; Magnoliopsida; Ericales; Theaceae
Source: RefSeq, a predicted model, not a curated record
UGCAAAGCUAAUCGCCCAACAUAAAAGAUGAUGGAAUCGACCUUUGUUUUGGAAAUGUAUAGGUUCUUUUAUUUUUUUUAUUUUUUAUUCCCUAAAAUGUAUGGGUCUUUAUGCUAUAGAAAUUAACAACUGAUUCAUGCUGCAAACACUUUUUUCCAGAGCUCUGUCUGAGCUCUACUUUUGCUUGACACCAUAUGCAGCUCAAUUGCAAACUAAACAGAAUUUUAAUUUAUAAGUUUUAUAAUGACCAGGGUUACUGUGUACUUUUUUAAUUUGUCUUCUGGCACAGGAAAGAAUGAUCAUCAGUUCCUGAACUGGGAAACCCGCUUCCAAAUAAUUCUUGGUAUUGCUCGAGGAUUGCAAUAUCUGCAUGAGGAUUCACACCUCAGAAUCGUUCACAGAGAUAUCAAAGCUAGCAACAUUCUUCUAGAUGAUAAAUUUCAACCGAAGAUUGGAGAUUUUGGCCUGGCCAGGUUCUUUCCUGAAGACCAGGUUUACUUGAGCACUAAUUUUGCUGGGACAUUGGGCUAUACAGCACCUGAAUAUGCCAUUAGAGGAGAAUUGUCUGAAAAAGCUGACAUAUAUAGCUUUGGAGUUCUGGUGCUAGAGAUUAUUAGUUGUCGAAAAAACACUGAUCUUAACUUACCAUCAGAAAUGCAAUACCUCCCCGAAUAUGCAUGGAAGCUCUAUGAGAGGUCAUCUGUGAUUGAUCUAGUAGAUCCAAAAAUGCGAGAAGAUGGUUUUGUGGAGAAGGAUGUUUUGCGAGCAAUCCAUGCUGCCUUCUUAUGCCUUCAGCCUCAUGCAAACCUAAGACCGCCUAUGUCAGAGAUUGUAGCUAUUUUAACACGCAAAGGUGAAAUGAUUAGAACACCAAUGAAACCAGCCUUCACGGAUCGUCGGAGGAGGAAGGAUGAGAAACUUUCUUGGGAUACUAUAUCAGAGGCUUUCCCUUCCCCACUAAAGAGUGAUUCCCCUUCCUUGCCUCAAUCUUCACACUAAUUAAGGAUGGUUUCAUAUCAUAUUAUAUAAAUCUUUCUAUACAAAACCAUGAAUUCGAUACACUGUUCCUUUGUUGCAUUUUUUGUAAAAUUUUGUAAAAUAGUUUCAGUUUGGUGUUUUUUAAUUUUAUAUUCCAACAUUUUUACUGAGACAUGGAAACAUGUACCGGUAUCAGUUGCAGGAUGGUUAAUAGUUCAGUAGCUGCAGCCUUGUGAGAUCAUACGUUUGUUAAGUCAAUACUUUAUGGGUUUUUGUUUUUUUGAA